UCUUAUCCUAGGGAUCUGUUGUGGGAUGAUUGACCCCAAUAAUCCCAGGAGAGGGGGUGGAGCCCGAGUGACAGGACAAGACUAAAAUUGUAACCACACCCCCACCCCCUAAGAUAAAAAGCCUGGCAGUAAGCCACACUAAUCAGAAAGGAGAUGGAGGGAACAAACUACAUGUCACAAACCCAAGAAGACCCAGAUUACGAUGAUGGAAGAUCCRACCCCUACGAAAAUCCCCUCCCCAAAAGAAGCUGCGGCAGCAGCUGUAAGAAGAAGCCAUGUGUUGGGAUUGGCCUAAGGCUUUUAGCUUUAUUUCUUGCCGUCGCUUUAAUUUUGUCAAUUUUGUAUCAAGUGGGAUACCGGCCAUGGGAAACCACUCAUGCCAAAGUAUUUCACGCUAACACAAAAUAUGGAAACUUGACAUGCUGGAGUGUCAGCGCCCUAAACCUGUUCCUACCUUGGGAGGAGAACAAACCAACAGAACUGAUUUUUGGAACAGAGUGAAAAGAAUGGGUUAUGAAGCAUGGAAAGACAACCUGGAUGAUUGGGAUGCCUGGAAAAGCGAAUUGGCCCAACAGAACUUCACGGAGGACCACAAUUGGACAGUCUCAAACAUACUAGCCACAAAAGAUGGACUGGUUGUAUGGGUUAAAAUGCUAGAAGAACAUGAAACCAAGGCAACAAAGUGUAACUGGGUACAGCUGGAAGGAGAACCACCCGAGUGGCAUUGUGACUGGGGAUGCAGGCCUCUGUUGGGCUUAGCAUACCAAGGAUACUGGCAGUAUGAAGUAAUAUUCCCAGCACCUCAAAAACACAUAUAUUGCUCDGCCAUAUUUCCCAAAUGGGAAUUUUGGGGACACUAUGAUCUCAAAUGUGACAAAAUUCUGGUAAUGAACCGAACCAGAACUAAACCAGCAAGAAAACACCCAACGACCUACAAAAAGAAGGCCAAAGUAGCAACCGUCAAGCACGCCAUUGAUGCAACAUAUAAUGGGACACUCCAUGUUGCUGCCCCGACUGUAAAUCAUGAUCAAAAGCAAAACGCACAACAUGCUCCGGAAGAGUGCUUAACCGACAUCAGACGCCUCGAUCCCUGCAUAUGGAACACAUGGGUGAGGUGUGGGAGCCAAAACUUUCUGCCCCUGGGUCCGGUAUGGUCCCAAUCCUACUAUUACAGRAACUGGAGAGCRAUUUUYAGCCCCCAUAAUGCCUUGCAUGAGGAGUGGCUAAACUACUCCUUCCCGUGGAUAUGGAUUAAAAAGGAUGUUGUGCACUAUCAAGGAGAUUAUCCUGAAGGCGCCGCUAGACAACGACAUGGGCUCAAGGGCCCCUACCAAUCAGACAUGUAUGUCCAGAAACUGCCCACAGUCGAGGAAUUAAGGUCAGUGCCAAAGGGAGACUUCGAAAAAAUCGACAAAUGUGUCGCCAGAAGAAUUUUCCUUAGCCUCAAUGACUCCGAAUGGGAAGGACAUGGAGCCUCCCCUAGAUGCAAACUGUGGCAAGUUGACAUUUCGUUUGUAUCAACAUGGAGGUAUGAUUGCACAGGCAUACUGARACACAACAGCACCAAAGAGUUGCUGCAAGGAUGGGUCGAGGGACACAGCAGAGAUAAAACCCGGACAUGGUGGGGGUUCCAGAGAGAGGAAAUGGAGCACUGGGUGAUCCCUUGCCUGUCCCAGUCCAACAAUUAUUGGGUAAAGUAUCAGUAUGUGGCVACUGUGUACUCAAAAGAACAUGAUAUAUGGUCCUCCUGGCUUUACAGGCCGGACAGAUAUGUCAGUCCAAGGCCUUGGAAGAUGCUCUGUACGGAAAAAGGAACCACUUGUAAAGUAAACUUGGCCCGCAGGUCCUGCAGUGAGUUACCAGA
Molecule: messenger RNA, 1864 nt
Organism: Austrofundulus limnaeus
Lineage: Eukaryota; Metazoa; Chordata; Actinopteri; Cyprinodontiformes; Rivulidae
Source: RefSeq, a predicted model, not a curated record